AUGUCCAACUCCACUGCCCACGAAGUAGUGAUUCUAGGUGGGAACUUCGGCGGAGUCAACGCCGUUCACCAAUUGCUUCGUCAAACUUUACCUCAACUCCAUCGUCUCGAUCAAACAAAAUCCUAUCACAUCACACUCGUCACCCCCAAUACAUCAUUUUUCUUCAAGAUCGCCAGUCCACGAGCUCUCAUCAAUGGAACUCUGAUUCCCCAUGAAAAGAUAUUCGUACCAUUGUCCGAGGCCUUUUCAAGAUAUGACGCCUCGCAAUUCGAAUUAAUCCAAGGUGUGGCUUCAGCUUUGGACCCCGCAACGCGAACAGUCACCAUAUCAACAGGCAAUGGAACUACAGAAACAACGCGACAAGUCCACUACGACUCUCUCAUCAUCUCCACAGGUACAACCUCCAAAUCCCCGCUCUGGACACUCCACGGUUCAGAAUCACACACAAAAACCGCGUUGAGUGCAUUACACACUGCUCUCCCCAACGCAAAGACUGUGCUCGUAGCCGGAGGCGGCGCAGCUGGAGUUGAAACUGCAGGCGAAAUUGCAACAAAUUAUCCAAAUUGUAAGGUUACACUUCUCUCUGGUGCAAACAGAGUUCUUUCGAGAGUCAAACCGGCGACCAGUGCACGAGCCCAAGAUUAUCUCGAAAAUAUUGUUCACGUCGAUGUUAUCAAUGAUGUACGCAUUGAAAGCACAAACCCUGCUGAGCCUGGUAUUUCCCCUACUACUUUGACUCUCAGCGAUGGUAGUAAACGCGAUGUCGAUAUCUACAUUGACGCUACUGGAGGAACACCUAACAGUGAAUUCCUAUCGAAAUCGUGGCUCGAUGAAUCAGGACGCGUCAUCGCACGUGAUGCCUAUUUCCGCGUCAAGGGAAAUGGUUCGGACGAUGUGACGGGUAUCUACGUAUUAGGAGAUAUCGUAGCCGGAAGUUCCAAUUCGGCCUUGGAAAUGGACCCUAUGCUCGCAACACUCUGUUCUUCUCUCGCAGUAGAUAUUGCCACCGAUCUCGGCAUCAAGAAGCCUGCGGAGCCCGCGCCUGGAUUGUUGGGCUCAGUAUGGAAAAUGAUUGCUGGGGGUUCUGGAACUGGAUAUCCCGUACAACAGGAAUUCAAACCGAUGAAAGAAACUAUCUUCGUACCCAUCGGAAAUGGAGGCGGUGUUGGACAGAUUUUUGGUUGGAGAAUUCCUAGUUUGAUGGUGAAAGUUGGUAAAGGCAAAUCCUACUUGAUAGAGCUUGUCGGACCAAUGAUUUCGGGGGAGAAAUUCAAGAAGGCUUAA
This is a messenger RNA of Botrytis byssoidea, 1284 nucleotides long. RefSeq lists its product as uncharacterized. Gene Ontology annotation, molecular function: flavin adenine dinucleotide binding; electron-transferring-flavoprotein dehydrogenase activity. The record is from RefSeq and is a predicted model, not a curated record. The transcript has a single exon. Gene Ontology annotation, cellular component: cytoplasm. NCBI's taxonomy places the organism in Eukaryota, Fungi, Ascomycota, Leotiomycetes, Helotiales, Sclerotiniaceae. The coding region runs from base 1 to 1284 and encodes 427 amino acids.